AUGUCUUCUCAAGGUGAACCAAGCGGAGAUCCAUGGGAUAAAGAUACGAAACGAAAGUUCCAGAAUAAAUCCAAGAGCGAAUUCUUCGACCCUUGUCAAGAAGCUGCAGCGAAAAGUAUCCGAUGUCUGAACCGGAAUGGAGGAGAUAGGCGAAUGUGCACCGACUACUUUGAGGCAUAUCGUGCUUGCAAAAAGGAAUGGACCAAUAAAAGGAAGAGGGAAGGUGGCAGCAUCUUUUGGGGCCCAUCGUCUACCUAG
This is a messenger RNA of Daldinia childiae, 258 nucleotides long. RefSeq names its product Cytochrome c oxidase-assembly factor cox-23, mitochondrial. The record is from RefSeq and is a predicted model, not a curated record. The transcript has 4 exons. Bases 1 to 258 code for a protein of 85 amino acids. Lineage: Eukaryota; Fungi; Ascomycota; Sordariomycetes; Xylariales; Hypoxylaceae.